Messenger RNA from Chironomus riparius, 2452 nucleotides. NCBI's taxonomy places the organism in Eukaryota, Metazoa, Arthropoda, Insecta, Diptera, Chironomidae. The record is from the annotation of a GenBank genome assembly.
UUCACAAUAUUACAUUUGUUCUAAAUUAAUUGAAAGCUUAAAAAACAUGUCAUUAACUCCAAAUCCUAAAGACGAGAACGUCUCAGAAGUUGAUCAGAAAAAUGUCGGAGUGAUAUCAAUGCAUGAAUUUCUGCAUUUCCUUAAGUUAAGUGUAAACGUGCACGAGACACUCGACAAGCCAUCAAAAAAUGCAAACUUUAAUUUUGAGAACCUUUCGAAAAAUGAUUUAGUCAACAAUCUGAUGCGGAAGUAUAAAAGCAUAGCUGAUUCAUCCUUCUGUAGCAAUACAAAAAUUGUUGAAGGUAGCAAAGAGGAUUUGAUAAUAAAAAGGAAGAGAUCAGCAAAGGGAGGCAAAAAUGUAUCCCUUAAGUCUAAAGUUGGUGAAAGCUGUGAUAAUCUAUUCCCGAAUCUUAAUCCAAAUUUAACAGAGAAAUUAGAUGAAGUGUUGGGACAAGGCAUUUUAGAUUCAUUACUUCCAUUCAUCUCACAGCAACAGCAACCAGUUUUACAGAACAAAAGUCAUGUCAUCACUCCGUCAUCACAACUGGCUAUCCAGCAAACUCAAAAUACCCAACAGAAUCCAAGCACAAGUGGUGUAAGUUUAGGAAAAAUUAAGCAAAUUCCACCAAAUCAAAAAUCAAUGAGCAGCAGUAGUGGCGAAAAGAAAUCCAAUUCUAUAGAGCAUAAUGGAAGCAUAAUAUUCAGUCAAAAGAGUUUAAGGAAGAAAUCACCGCUGGUUAUAGAUCAAACAACAAAAUCACUGAGUGAACCAGAAUUGACGAUUCACGUGUGCGAUGAAGUGAAGGGAGUCUCGCGUGACUUUACAUGCCCUCAAAAGCUAUUGAUAUCGAAAAUGGGAUAUUUUGCAGAUAUUACAAGCGGCCAACGACUCGAGGACAUGGAUAUAUCCGUACAUUGUGAUUUAGAUAUUUUUGAUUGGCUCAUAAAAUGGGUUAAAAAGGAAACGUUGGCAUCACAAGAUAAUUGGCCAAAAUUAAAUGCUUCCAAUGUGAUUCCUAUUCUAGUAUCAGCUAGCUUCCUUCAAAUGGAACCAUUACUACUUGACUGCCUUUCCUAUUGUCAUGCACACUUAUCGGAUGUCGUUAAAAUAUCACCAAAUUUGGGUUGCUUAAAUGACAACAUUAUAUCACGUCUUGCUGCCAUGUUCACAAACUUAGAGCUUGAAAUGGUUAAGGACAAAAAGGAUCGCAUUCAGCCACGCUUAUUUUGCAAAUUAAUACAAAGUUUAUGUGAAGUAGAGGCACAAUCGCUUCGUGGACAUUAUGCAAGUUUAGCAGGUCUAUUUCGAUGCAUUAAAUGUGGAAAGUAUGUGACACAAACGGUCUCAACUUAUGUCCAUUGCGUCUCUAGUAACAUGAAAUUAAAUCGAUGGGGACAAAUAAUAAGCUCACAUGUUCGUGACACGAAUUGGAGUCUCUCAAAUUAUGUCUCAAACUUGUACAAGGAACUGAGAAGUUGGCGAAAAACUUAUUGGAGAUUAUGGGCAACAUGUCACUUCCUAUAUUGUUCCAUUUGUGAGACUCACUUUCCAGCGUCUCAACUUCAGUGGUGCAUGUAUCAUCCUGAACCACCUCAAUUCUUAACUUCCGGAAAUCCAAAUGAAACUGGGAAGAUUGGUAGAUAUCCAUGCUGUGGAUUACAACUUGCUUAUAGAUUUGAAAGUGUUACAUCUCCAUUCAAUGGAUGUCAAUAUCGAGAACAUUGUGUUGUUGCUGAAAAUGACAGGGAUCGUGCAAUAUUGAAUCUCGUGAAUCAAGUGUCUGAGAAUAAUUUGUCAAUGUUUGAGUCACCGCCAACAUCGCGCACAUCAUCAGCAAGCAAUUCAAAUGAACCUUGGUGGAACGGAAUGUCGAUAUUAAAUAACAGAGUUCGUCAGGGAAUUUUGCCAUCAUUGCAUAUCGAAGGAGACAUACGCUUUAAUAACCGUAAAUUUAGAGUCCAGCAACCAAUUCAGCCAGAUUCAUCAAGUGAAACGGAAUCAAGUGAUUAUGCUCUUCAGGUUCGACAAACGUCAAGCAGCACAAGUAGCAGUGAUGGUGAGGAAUCAGAAUGUGGUGUAGCUUCUCGUACACAAUAUAAGUCUGGAUAUAAAAGACGUUUAAAAACUGGAUGUAGAAGUUGGUCCGCAAAUUUGUCAGCUAGAAGUAAUCAAGACAACCAACGAGAAUUUGAGGAAAGAGCAAUGAAGCAGAUAAUGUCGAUUGUGUCGAAAAAAACAGGCAUUGGAGUAGCAGAUCAGACAAAAGACUUCCAAACAUAUCAACAAGGUGGAAUUUAUAUAAAAUUAGAGAACGAAUGGAAAGAGGCACUAAAGCGUAAUGUCACUACCAAAGUAAUGAAGCAGAAAUAGGAACUUUUAAGGCACACUAGACUCACAAGCUAAUUUGUUUUAUAAUAAUAAUAAAAAAUAAAUGAAAUAAUAAGCACUAGA